Humulus lupulus (European hop) is the source of this 1650-nucleotide messenger RNA. RefSeq lists its product as uncharacterized. The record is from RefSeq and is a predicted model, not a curated record. NCBI's taxonomy places the organism in Eukaryota, Viridiplantae, Streptophyta, Magnoliopsida, Rosales, Cannabaceae. Gene Ontology annotation, molecular function: RNA-DNA hybrid ribonuclease activity; nucleic acid binding. The transcript has 5 exons. Bases 1 to 1650 code for a protein of 549 amino acids.
AUGUCAAAGGCAUAUGAUAUAGUAGAAUGGAAGUUUGUUGAAGUAAUGAUGUGCUAUCUUGGGUAUGAAGAGGAUUGGAUUUGCAAAAUUAUGAAUUGUGUUUGCAGAAUCUCCUUUUCCAUCUUAUUGAAUGGUGAGGUUCGUGGUUCGGUUACUUCUCAACAGGGUUUAAGACAAGGAGACCCUCUCUCUCCUUAUCUUUUCCUUCUUUGUUUUGAGGGGUUGUCUUGUCUUAUUCAUGAAGCUGAGCGUCAAGGAAAGAUAACUGGUGUUCAUUUUGGCAAAAUUGGUCAAAAAAUUAACUUGGAGAAGUCUGAAGUUUGUGUGGGAAAGAGCAUUUUUCAAGAGGAAGCUAGGAACUUGGCUAUUUUUCUUGGAGUUACUCUUGCUGAUUGUCACCCUAAAUAUUUAGGCAUGUCGACCUUUGUGGGAAAAAGAAAGAAGGAAGUGUUCUCUAUGAUUAAGCAAAAAAUUUGGAAUAACCUUAGGGGUGGAAAGCCAAUCUCUUCUCUCAAGCGGAUUCACGCCAUGGCUGCUCAGCUUUGGUGGGGUUACUCUCUCCAUAAGAAGAAGAUUCAUUGGGGAAGUUGGGAAAAAUUGUGUAAGGAAAAUGAAAAAGGGGGCUUGGGGUUUCGAAGUUUGGAAGAUUUUAAUCGUGCUUUUCUUGCUAAACAAGGGUGGAAUUUACUUUCUAAGCCUUCCUCCCUUCUUGCCUACAUCCUAAAAGAGUGCUACUUUGUGAAUCGAGAUUUUUUAAAUGCCAAAAACAAUUCCUACAGUUCAGUCAUUUGGAGGAGUAUUUUAUGGGGUUGUGAAGUGCUUAAAAAGGGAUUUGUUGGCGUAUUCAAAAUGGGGCUUCGGUUAGAAUCAAUGAGGAUUGUUGGUUGCCCCACCCGAAGACUUUUAAUUUGUGAAUCAAAGCUCUUGUUCCUCCAAACACGAUGGUGUCAUUGUAAAUCUGAAACUAUUAUUCAUGCUCUUUGGGAAUGUCAGAGUGUUAAGAAAAUCUGGGAUUCAGUUAACUUGUUACAGCUCUUCCCUCAUAACAGCUUAGAUCAUUUUGAUUUUGCUUUGAGUGUUUGGUCUCACUGCUCUAAGCAUGUGUUUCUGCUUCUUACUGAUUUUAAGAGAGAGGGAAACAGUCGGAGCAAGAGGGAGAAUUUUAAGUGGCAAGCUCCUCCUCUUGGGACAAUCCGAAUAGACUGUGAUGCUUCUCUUGGAAGAGAUUCCAUGGGAUGUGGUAUAGGAGUUGUUGCUCGGGAUCAUGGAGGCAAAGUUAUUGCUUCUCAAUCGGUGUAUAAACCUGGGAUUUCCUCUGUAGAGUUGGCAAAGAGUUUAGCUAUUCAGCUGGGAUUUCAGUUGGCUUGGAAACUGAGAUUGCAUUCGUUCCAGCUUUUCUCUGAUUGUGCAGCAGUGAAAAAAGCUUUGAACUGUACAGAUACAACUACUACUAAUUGGUCUUCAGUAAUAAAUACCAUUAAGGAGUCCCCUAUGUUUACUUUGUGCAGUUUAGUGGUUCAUUCUUUUAAGGAAGCUAAUAGGGUAGCUCACAUUAUUUCUAAACUUGCUUGUACUAAAAUUGUUUCUGAUUUGUGGGUGGGCUCUGUCCCUGAUUGUGCAUCUGCUUUGAUUCAAGCAGAGUUGCCUUAG